GUGCCCAGUUUCUCAAAAGCAGUCUUCACUUUCUCCCUUCCGCCUUCGACUCUGGAAACCGAUAUUAUGGAGACCAAGCGAAUCGUACUUGGCCGCAUUCAUGCUUCUGAUCCAGACGAGGAAACGUUCCAGUCUCGAGCCGAUCAAGCAUACAAGACGGUUGUAUUCAGUCUCACUUUCGCCGAUCCCAAGUCUCCACUUCUCGAGCACAUUGAUCUAGAUCACCAUAGCGGCGAAUUAGCUAUUUCCAGCAUGGGAUUAAAGAACUGGAAAAGCUUGUACAUAAAUGGAUCCGCUCAAUUCAUAUUCGAAGUGAAAGUUUCCGACGUGCCUCUGACCUCUAACGACAUAAUUUGGCCCACGGCUCUAAUCCUCAUCGACCUGGCACCGGUUUCUGCCUCCCUCUCGAAUAUUUCAAAAGAUGACGACAUAAUACGAAUAGAAGUUUCCAAAGCAAAUUCUGGGAUCCAGCUGAUACAUACUUUCGAUUGCCCUAUUGUCAAUAAGCUAGACGUGCAAUGGCCAAUUGAAUUUAAUUUGUCACUGACCGAAAGUAAUUCUCUCAACACUUGUCUGUUAAAGGACUCUUUGAAACUCCGGUUUGAGUCUCGCAUGUAUAAACUGUGCAUUGAGAAGCCAGCUCUAAAGAAAGCUCCCAACGGCUAA
This is a messenger RNA of Protopolystoma xenopodis, 666 nucleotides long. The record is from the annotation of a GenBank genome assembly. NCBI's taxonomy places the organism in Eukaryota, Metazoa, Platyhelminthes, Monogenea, Polystomatidea, Polystomatidae.